GAAGUUUGCCGCAUAUCACAUCUGACGCAGCGCUGUCAGGGGCAAGGGCAGCAACAAUGGAGUUAUCUACGGUGCUUGCGCUGCUUGCGGUCGUGCUCCUGGUGGCCGUAAUUAUUGCCAGCACUUCUAAAAGAGCUCCUCCACCAAAGCCCGAGCCUUACAAGUUGGGCGACGUGACGCUCGAGGCGCUGCGCUACUACAAUGGCUACGACUGGACGAAGCCAGCGCUGGUGGCUAUCAAUGGGAAGGUCUACGACGUUUCGAACAAAUACGAGAUCUACGGGCCGGGCAAGCCCAGCAACGCCUUCGCCGGGCGGGAAGUUGCGCGUGCUCUGGCGCUCGGGUCAUCCGACGAGAAGGAUUUCACGGACGACCUGGCCGGCCUGACGCCGGAGCAGCUGCAGCGGCUGGAGGGGGCCGUUCAGGAGUUCGCGGCCAGCCACGACGUGGUGGGGCAGGUGGUGCCGCCGCUGGAGCUGACUCUGGAGCAGCUUGCGGGCUAUGACGGCCACGACACGGCCAAGCCCAUGCUGCUGGCCAUCAAGGGUGUGGUGUACGACGUUACCAAGGGGAAAGACUACUACGGACCCAACGGAAUCUACCCGUUUGCUGGCAAGGAGGUGGCCCGCGCCUUUGCGCUGUACUCCACUGAGCUCUCAGACUGCAAUGACAACCUGGAGGGGCUCAGCUACAGCGAGAUGGAAGCCCUGCGCGACUGGAUCGGCAAGUUCAGCUCCAAGUACACCAUAGUGGGCAAGAUUGUGGGCAAGUAGUUGGAAGCAAGGGAAGCGCGUGUUGGGUCCCAUGCAGGCCGUGAGGAUGUGUUGUGGGCGGCGGGCAGCAGGCGGGCAGGACACGUUGGGUGUUGGUUCUGCUGACGUGUUGCGAGCAAGAUAGCAUGGCGUGUGUUGGACAAUGGCGGCAGGUUGUAGGACCAGGAAGGCCGGAGCCCGUGUUGAGGAACGCCGCUGCGGGCUAACGGAGCACGCUCUCCGGAUGGGUGCAAGCGGGAUGUUGCACAGACUCGACGUUCGACACCAGGCAGACCGCAAGUAACCAACAUUUAAAUGAAGUUGCUUGUAGUUGAAGCUGCGAGGCUGAUGACAUGUGGUAGAUGUUGUGGGCAGGAAAGCGCCGUGUGGAAGGCAAGGUGGAAGGGGGUGGAGGUGGUUGAGUACCGUAAGGGGGGCCGUGGGGUCAGCCCCGAGUGCACUGAUAUGUUUUGCCCUUAUCAAACAUUUUCCCCUUAGAGUUGCCUACUGGGAUUCCCGCGCCACGAGUCAAUUGUCCAUGGAAAAUCGGAAAAUCU
This is a messenger RNA of Chlamydomonas reinhardtii, 1309 nucleotides long. RefSeq lists its product as uncharacterized. NCBI's taxonomy places the organism in Eukaryota, Viridiplantae, Chlorophyta, Chlorophyceae, Chlamydomonadales, Chlamydomonadaceae. The record is from RefSeq and is a predicted model, not a curated record. The transcript is spliced from 5 exons. The coding region runs from base 57 to 773 and encodes 238 amino acids. Gene Ontology annotation, cellular component: membrane; endomembrane system.